Molecule: messenger RNA, 747 nt
Organism: Botrytis deweyae
Lineage: Eukaryota; Fungi; Ascomycota; Leotiomycetes; Helotiales; Sclerotiniaceae
Exons: 1
Coding region: 1-747 (248 amino acids)
Source: RefSeq, a predicted model, not a curated record
AUGUCAGUUAUUAUCAUCGAAGACGACGGUUUAACUACUCAUCCCUCAGAUACUCUUAGUAUCGUCGAUCCUGAUCGUUUUAUUGAUCAACCUCAGCUUUUUGAUAAUAUUAAUACCCCCCCUUCAUCCAGUCCUACACCUACUCUAUACAACUCUCAAGAAGACUCUCAAAUACUUGGACUUAUACCUACUCCUAUAUCUAUACCUACAAUACUCAAUAUUGAAGGACCUCAAGCUGAAACAUAUUCUACAGCUCUCAAUGCACGACGUCGAUAUUCUUGGAUCUGGAAACAUAUGCCUGAUACUGAUUCCAACACUAUUUAUCUCGACAAUCGAGGUAAAGUUCAAUGGAGAUGUCAUUAUUGUAAACAAAAGUACCUCGAAUCUGAUGGUACACGUAUCAUUGCAGUACAUUUGCGUAUUUACCAUUCAAUUAGUGAGGCAUCCCCUCGAGAAGAGCGUCGAGAGCGUGUCCAAGCUACUAUACAGCAAGCUAUACAAAAUGCUAGCAAAUCCGCUGGAUUCAAGCGUCGCAGAAUGAUAAAAGAUGAAGAAACUCUUGAAAAUCUCCCCGAUGAGUAUGUCUUAGAUCCCUACGUUUUAGAGCUUCUGUUUGUACGCUUAUUCGCACGUUGUUCUUUACCAGUAAAGCUUAUUGAAUGCGAUGAGUUUCGAGCUAUUCUUUAUUAUCUCAACAAACAAACAGCUAUAUGGGUUCCAGAUUCUCAAAAAACCUUAACUUCUUGA